Molecule: messenger RNA, 348 nt
Organism: Knipowitschia caucasica
Lineage: Eukaryota; Metazoa; Chordata; Actinopteri; Gobiiformes; Gobiidae
Source: the annotation of a GenBank genome assembly
AUGGGCAGGCAGGCUCUUAAAACGAGCAGAGAGUGGCAACAACAGCACAGCGACGAGCACGGAGAAGCACGGACUAGCACGGAGAAACACGGAGACGCAUGGAGACAAGAACAAGCCACGAAGGAGGACCACGAGCGGGACACAUCAAGUACCAAGGAGGCAAACCGUGAAGCAAUCUACAUGCAGCGGCGGGGCUCAUACCCCGCCUGCGCAAGGUCUACGGCCCGGGGUCAACAGCGGCAGCUGGAGACUGCAAUCCGUGGUGAAGAGCGAGGACGCAGAGGCACUGGGCGUACCGUGAAGCGACCUACACACAGCGGAGGGGCUCAUACCCCGCCUGCGCUGUAA